CGGUUGCUGCUGCUGGCUGGUGCAUCAGCAAGUCAAGGAAACGAGGAGUCUAUCACACCAUUGAUUAUCGCCUCGUACAAUGGGUUUGUGUCGAUUUGUCGCCUUCUCCUCACCACCGGCCAUGCAAAUGUGAACCAGCAAGAUAACACACAAAAAUCCGCACUCUUACUUGCCUCGUAUGCAGGCCAUGUAGAUGUUAUGGCUGAGCUACUAGAACAUGGUGCAUCACUAAACACACUUGACCAGUACGGAUGGUCCUCGCUUAUGCUUGCCGCCUAUGCAGGCAAAUUAGAUGCUUGCAAAUUAUUACUUGCGCACGGAGCUGAUCCACAUAUCAGAACCGCUAAUGGUAAAACUGCCCGUAGUUUAGCCUGGGAUGCAGGCCACAAGUCAAUCGCCGUGUACAUAUCGAAGUUUCUUGCUAGAGGCAACAACACCUCGUCGUCUUCUUCAGGACCAAGCUCAAGUAUGAGCUCUCGAACUUUGGUUCAACAGACGCUACCCUCUGCACCAAGGUCAUCGUCUAGAAGAACACAUUCACCUGCACCCUCCCUACCCUCAGUUCCAGAAGAAGGCUUAGAUGGCAGUCAUUAUGCGACUCAACGUUCAUUUUCUGGUCAAAACAGUACUGUUACUCGACAGUCUGCGUUAUCUCGUCGACAUUCUCGUCGCCCACACCCGAUCUUUAUAUCAGCUGUCUCGCCUAGAGCAGGUGAGGAGGAGCCAGUGUCUCCAAUACCCACAGCUCUGCCUGCAAGCCGCCUUGUAACCAUUUUCGAUCCUCCGAUUGAUGUAUCACCUGCAGAACAGAGCUCGGACGCAGGAUCUUUUGCAUCCGUAUCUGCAUCAGUACCCUCUGCGCAGGAACAAAACUCAACAGUCAUCUCCCCUGCUCAUGAGGCUGUUGAAAACAAUAAUCACACAAGCGAGAGUAGCGGGAGUGCCGAUGACGCCAAUAGCAAGCAGAGGAAGUUAACAGCCUUAAAACCAUCUCCGCUGCAAAUUUACAGUAUAUAUCGUCACAAUAUUAAACCAAAGUAUGGUUCCAGAGAUCUUCAUUUCAGUGCUUGCAACCAUCGUGAUGACGACAGUGUCUCUGCUCCACGCUUGAUUAAGCUCAAGGGUCGUCCCGGCAACAGUUCUGCGGCGCAUGCCAAGGAGAAGGAUGCAGAAAAUGAAUUAAACCAAAGAGUCAUAAAGCAUUAUCAACAAUCAAUAAAAAGGCCUAGGAAUAAACUUUGGGUGGGGUUGUCGCAGCUAGCAGCCUUUUGUUGCCCAGCACGUUUUUUCCCCAGAGCGUGGAGUAAGGAUAUGUGUCAAGACUGGCGUGAAAAAUUUCUUCUUGGCGUUUUGUUGAUAGGGUUCUCAUUCACUAUCGGGUUCAUAGCCAUUGGCCUCCCGCUGCUGACAUGCAGGCCCCGCUCAGUCCAAGCCUUGUCUCUUCUCGAAUUCAGUGCCCGUUACAGAAAUCCAAGUCAAUUACUAGGACCAGGGACGAAUGGUCUAAUGGUGAUUCGGGGCGGUGUGUAUGACGUUGGCUCUUUCUUUAAAGCCGGUUACCAUCCUCCAACCUCGGACCAAGGACAGCUCGACUCAUUCUUGACAAUGCGCUCUGGAUCCGAUAUCAGUUUCCUCUUCCCAUCAAGUCAUACGGGCACCUGUCAGCUUUUUGGCGCCGCCAACGGUUUCGGGAUGUGCACAAGUGCCCGCAAUAAAAGCGUCAACCACUGUCACCAGAGCCAGUUAAUUCAAGGAUCAUUGAGAAGUAUCGCUCGAAACGAUAUUCGAAUCACCUACUCUUGGAUGGAUAUUAAGAAAAUGAAUGAGCAGGGUCGCAGCUUGUUUGUCUAUGAUGGAUCAGUUUUUGAUGCAACUGAUUACUUGAAUCAGACAAUGGAGCCUUCUAUCACUCCCGAAGAAAAUAAACGGAUGGACUGGGUUCGUACCCUUGUUGGCAAGGACGCCACGCUGCUGGUUCAGCGACAAUCCGACCAUAAGGAGAUCUCAGUUUGCUUUAAUGAAUUUUUCAGAGUCGGUGAGAUCUCUGGACAGACUAAUGGAUGCUUAGCUUCAUUAGUGCUCAAUACAGCAGCGCUGGCGAUUGUCUUAUUGAUCACGAUUUUACGCCUAGUUACUGCACUUGUUUACCGUGUGAUAUUUAAUCAGCGGCCAACAUAUGAGUCAGGGAAGAGCACCUCUGUACCGGAACCUGGUUCCAGAGUCAAAACUGAGAACCACAUCUUGAUGUUUAUCGCUUGCAACGCGGACGAGCCCGAGACUCGAAUCAAGGCAACACUCGAUUCAUUGGCAUUAACUGAUCAUGAAGAUGACCGAAAGGUCUUGAUGGUUGUUGUAGAUGUUGCAACAGAUCAAGAAGGGAACCCCAGCGGGGCGUUAUUGUCUUGUCUGAGACAGAUGGUGACAUCACAUGUAAACACGUCUGACUUCGAAAAGACAGCAAAUGUUGGUUUAGCGCCGGAUCAGGACAUUGGCCCUUUGGCGAUUAGCAGCGUCGAACCAGUCUGUAUCGCUUCUGAUGAUGAUGGAUCUACAACAAGAGUGUAUUCUGGUCACUAUGUGGUGGAGACGAGACGAGUCCCUUAUGUAGUCAUCGCCUGCUUAUCUCGCCCAAAUAACCUCUCACUAUCCUACUAUGGAGACUGGCAGAAGAAGAAAAUGGUCAUCCGUUGGCUAUAUCGCAUCUGCUUUAACGAGCCAAUGUCGGCUAACGAAUUCAAUCUUUGCGAGAAAAUACGAGCGUUGAACCAUGUUGGGCCAGAAGCUUUUGACUCGCUUCUCAUGACAGAGAUUGGGAGCGUAUGUGCUCGACAAAGCGUGAGGAGUAUGAUCCAAACACUUCAAGACGAUGAGCGAACUAUUGGAGUCGCUGCCCAUAGACUAAUUGCGAAUCAUACAGAGAGUUGGCUGACGAGGAUUCAGAAUUUCGAAAACCAUCUAGCGCAGCACUUUUCAAGCGCAUUCGAGUCGACUCUAGGUGCUAUUCAAUGCCUUCCAAGUCAAUUAUCAAUCGUUAGGAUCAAGAUCAAGUGCCGUAACCAGCAUCGUCAGUUUUCGCAUAAUAGUGUUUCCAACCAACGUUUAUACCCUGGUGAAGUAUCAGCUAUACCUUGGGCUGGCGAGGCAAAUGGCGCAACUAAUGCAAAUGGAAGUGAAGGUAUAGAUCUAGAGCUUGGAGAAGACAAGCAGCAGAGCAUUGACGAAAACAGGCGCACGAAGGAAGGUCAAGAUUACAAUCGGAAAGAAGACAUAGAGGAUAUGCAAUACUUCCUACCGAUUUUGGUUCAUCCCGAUGUGGUAUCCGCCUUUGUUAGUCACAAGCCGAGAGCUCUACACCAACGCAGUAGGCUUUUGCGAGGUGGGGACAGCCGUUAUCUGACAGGAUUACUUCAUCGGUCACUACCCAAACACCGUAUUAUCUAUCUGCCAGAUGCUACUUAUCAAUCUUUCGCGAGUGUGAGCUUUCGAGAGUACUUUCAGGAGCAAUGUCUACUCCUGAUUACUUCAUUCCAUAACCUAUGGACAAUGAUGUGGUCCUCAAGGCUUCGCGGUAUCUUUUGCUUUUCCGUCAACUGCUUGGCUCUCUUGGAAUGGUUCAACUUGGUUCUUUUGCCUAUCGCUGUCAUGCUGUCAUGGACUUUGAUGACACUUGUGAUUGUUGGAACUACGAUGAACAUGAGCUCUCUGUAUUCUUUGCCAGUAGUAUUGACAUUGGCGAUCAUGCUAUGCUCAACAAUACUUCAGCCAAUACUCAGCAUCUUGUUGAGCCGACGACAUACACUCCUUGCCGAUUUGAUUGACCUUUGUUUGUUUUUGCUGUGCAUGCCUCUUAAAUAUUUGAUUAUACCGAUUUGCGCACAUUGGCGUCUCAAUGUAGAUCAUGGGUCCUCUUUACCUCACGAGGUCACCUACAUGGAAGGUUCCCCUCCGUUUUUCCCUGUGGAUAGCUCACUAAAGGCAGUCAUAACCAGCCCUGCGAAUGGCCGAAAGCUGCGAUACUGGGUGGAAUGGAAAGCUAUAAGGCCACUGAGUGUUGCUGAGCCAGUUACAAUAGGCAGCAUGGACAACAUGAACAAGAGAGAGCUUAAGAUUGAGCACACGCGUGUGAUGGCAUGAACUGGUGCCCAGUCUGGGGGCGCUUGGCUUAAUACCUGUAGAUACUUUGUACAUAUUACCUCUCCCACAUACACCCUUGACUUUACCUUAAUAGUUCUCUAUAAUACUUAAUUCAUAAUAAUUUCACGCGUCCAUAGUUGGGCGUGACGUUCUUUCAAACUCAG
Lobosporangium transversale is the source of this 4298-nucleotide messenger RNA. RefSeq names its product chitin synthase-domain-containing protein. Gene Ontology annotation, cellular component: cell periphery; cell septum. Gene Ontology annotation, molecular function: protein binding; chitin synthase activity. Bases 199 to 4134 code for a protein of 1311 amino acids. The transcript has 3 exons. The record is from RefSeq and is a predicted model, not a curated record. NCBI's taxonomy places the organism in Eukaryota, Fungi, Mortierellomycota, Mortierellomycetes, Mortierellales, Mortierellaceae.